Capsicum annuum is the source of this 1124-nucleotide messenger RNA. RefSeq lists its product as uncharacterized. The transcript has 4 exons. The record is from RefSeq and is a predicted model, not a curated record. The coding region runs from base 118 to 474 and encodes 118 amino acids. Lineage: Eukaryota; Viridiplantae; Streptophyta; Magnoliopsida; Solanales; Solanaceae.
UUAGUUGAACUUCUUUUUUAAAAUAAAAAUAAAGUGUGUCAAGUGAUAAGACUGUAAAGGGGUGUGGUCCGUUCACCAUUGUCACUUCGGCGCUCAACAUACCAGAGGCUCUGUGCAAUGAGCUGCUGCGGCAUCGCCGGUUCCUCAUGGCUGAGUCCGAAAACCCCCAAAUUCAUCACAAACGUCGCAGCUUGCAGCUUUCGGCCUAUGGACAACAUCUCCUCGGCUUACAUCGCAACAACACCUCUUCGCCGAUCGCUUCUUACGGCCGGCGGUGGUACAACCCGGAACGUCGCGGAUCGAUCAGUCCAGCACCGGAAAUCGUCCUCCAUUGGGUGGAAGCGGAUGCUCUUUCCGGUGGACAACAUCAAGGAAGUGGACAAGUACUAUGAUCUACUAAUCAUUUUGGAGACAGCUCACCAUGAUGAGUGGAGGCGAGGCCGUGUACCUACUGUGAGGAGUUACGUCAGCUAGACUAUGAUUAUCCACUAAAUGAGCACGCACGAGCUAUGUGUGGAGUGGGGCCUGCUUUUCAGGAGCCAGUGGAUGAUGAUGUGCAGACUGAUGAGGAUCGGCGGUUAAUGGAUUCUGACAUGGAGGCCAAAUCUAGUAAAGAUGACUCCGAUUAUGAUUUUGAUGCAGGUGGCAUGACCCCUGAUGUGGAGAAGGAGUACGACUAGCCAGGUGUAAAUGAAGUAGAUGGAGACAUAAAGGGAUCAUAGAUUGCGGAUGACAUUGAACACAAGCAAAAGUAGCAUGUUGGAUGCAAUGUGGCGCCUAAAACUAUGUCCCAAGACUAUUUAGUCAUUAAAUUAAGUCUAGGGACUUAGAGGGCAAUUAAAGAGAAAAGUUAAUAAAAAUACCCCAAGCUGAUCAUUCACGUACUAUUUUGUAACUUUUGAAUUGAGAGUGGAGGCUAAAAUAUUGUGGAGAGAAAGGUUUCACCUUGUUAACGUCUAAUUCCAUCAAGACAAUUUCUUUUGACGUUUUGGUAUGAUGAACAUUACUAUUUUGAUUCCCUUUUUAUUCAUGAGUAGCUAAGUUUCGUAGUUAGGGUUAUGGAAGACUUGUAACAUACGAUCUAUUACUUUGGGUUUUUAAUUCGUUAUGCAUUGAUUUCCUUA